CAGCACACAAGUUUCCCAAAUUGACCUCUCCUACUUCGACAUCUAUGCAACACUAACCCAUUUCAACUUCACCCCAUUUCUCAAUCUCACCCAAUUCAACCUAUCUGGCAACUAUUUCGAAGGGCCUAUACCGUCUGCCAUUGGCAACCUCUCCAAGCUCACAACUUUGGACUUGGGCCACAACUUCUUCAGUGGAGAAAUACCUGUGGAGAUAGGCAUGUUGACUGAGCUUAAAUACCUUGAUCUUAGAGAGAAUUCCUUAAACUCUUCAAUCCCUUCUGAGCUUGGUCUUUGUACCAACCUCGCCUACUUGGACCUGGCUUCCAAUUCCCUUGAAGGGAAAAUUCCAUCCUCUAUAGGCCAACUCAAAGAACUUCAGUACCUUGAUCUUAGAGAGAAUUCCUUAAACUCUUCAAUCCCUUCUGAGCUUGGUCUUUGUACCAACCUCACCUACUUGAACCUGACUUCCAAUCACCUUGAGGGGAAAAUUCCACCUUCUAUAGGCCAACUGAGGGAACUUCAGUACCUUGAUCUUCACAUGAAUUCCCUAGACUCUUCAAUCCCUUCUGAGCUUGGUCUUUGUUCCAGCCUCACCUACUUGGCCCUGGCUUCCAAUCACCUUGAAGGGAAAAUUCCAUCCUCUAUAGGCCAACUCGGAGAGCUCCGGCACCUUGAUCUUCAAAACAAUUCCUUAAACUCUUCAAUCCCAUCUGAGCUUGGUCUUUGUACCAACCUCACCUACUUGGCCCUGACUUCCAAUAAACUCAGUGGGGAACUGCCUCUGUCCUUGUCCAAUCUGAACAACAUCACCCAUCUGAGUUUAUUUGCUAAUCGGUUUACCGGACCACUCUUGCCUUCUUUGCUCUCCAAUUGGACCAAAGUGGCCCAUUUGCUACUUCAACACAACAGCUUCAGUGGGAAUAUUCCACCAGAAAUAGGAAGAUUAUCAAAUUUGAUUGACUUGGAUCUUUCGAGAAACCAGUUCUCUGGGUCAAUUCCUCUAACACUAUGGAAACUUCGAAAUAUUCUGAGCUUAAAUCUUUCCUACAACAAUCUCAAUGGCCCAUUCCCGGAGAAUAUUGAUUUCCCAUUCCCGGAGAAUAUUGAUUUGUCUAAUAACAAUUUCACACAGGCAGAAGCUUUUUUAAGUUGGAAGAUCACCUUUGCUUCUGCACCACCUUCUCUCACUUCAUG
Prunus avium (sweet cherry) is the source of this 1194-nucleotide messenger RNA. Lineage: Eukaryota; Viridiplantae; Streptophyta; Magnoliopsida; Rosales; Rosaceae. The record is from RefSeq and is a predicted model, not a curated record.